Peronospora farinosa is the source of this 1083-nucleotide messenger RNA. Lineage: Eukaryota; Oomycota; Peronosporomycetes; Peronosporales; Peronosporaceae. The record is from the annotation of a GenBank genome assembly.
AUGGCUGCAGCGGACCGUGAUGGCGUCACGUAUUGGUACGAUUGCUGUGCGUCCAACAAUGACGUCGAUCCGAAACUGCAGCAACGACAAGAUCGAGAGGAAGACGAGUAUGAAAUGAAGGAAGAAGAAGAAGAAGUUGAGGAGCGCGUGGAUGAUGAACCUAUGCAUAUCACUGGAAGACUCUUUCUCGGAUCUAUUGAUGCAGCGAGAAAUGUGACUGCAUUGAAACGACUGCGUAUUAGUGAGAUACUUGCAUUACUUGGAAAAGGAGAAGAAAUUGCUGUAUUGUCGAGGCGUACGAGUGUACUUGCUAAAGAGUACACAGAGCAGCAGAUCACGAGGACACUUGUUGAGAUUGAAGACUCGAAGGACGGCAAUUUGUUGCGGAGAAUACCUGGAAUACUGGCUACACUUGGAAAGAUCAUAAAAAAAGCAGAACGGCAUGGCAUGAACGUACUGGUGCAUUGCAUCGCCGGAAGAUCGCGCUCUGCGUCCGUGGUAGCAGCAUGGAUGCUCGUCAGUGAGCCAAAGCUGCCGAGUGUACAAGAUGUUGUAGAUCGGAUCAGGAUCAUCCGUCCUUGGAUCGAGAUCAAUGCUCACUUCAUGCAAGAUUUACACCUGUUCCAUGCCGUGCUUAGGUCAACAGACAGAGCGACACUGAGUGUUGAAAUGGCUCUCUUGCUGACAGAUCGAUCAUUUCCACGACUGGACUUUGGUGCGAACUUAGUUGAUGGAAUCGUUCAAGGCACAAAGACGAUCACGAUGCGUCUCUUGUCUGAUAUUGAAAGUGAUCAGCAUUCGGAUCUGGAAGACAUCUUUCCAUACUCUGUGGUUACAGCAACUACCGUGAGUCCAUGUACCAAUAGUACACCAAGAAGAAUACAAUUUGCCUAUCUGUUGAUAGAUCAGAUUGAUAUUCAAGACCUACGUGAUAUCGACCAAGCGAUACUUUACAAAACCGGUUUUGACUCGACUGACGAGGUUCUGGCAGUUUUGAAGCAGUAUUAUCCGAAUGUGACUACCACCGCAACUUCACUGCUGAUGCUACAUUUUCACUAUUUGUGUCCAGGUGUUGCUAAGUAG